This is a messenger RNA of Magallana angulata, 1218 nucleotides long. Its product is annotated as tRNA-uridine aminocarboxypropyltransferase 1-like. Gene Ontology annotation, biological process: tRNA modification. Lineage: Eukaryota; Metazoa; Mollusca; Bivalvia; Ostreida; Ostreidae. The transcript has 6 exons. The coding region runs from base 182 to 1198 and encodes 338 amino acids. Gene Ontology annotation, molecular function: tRNA-uridine aminocarboxypropyltransferase activity. The record is from RefSeq and is a predicted model, not a curated record. Gene Ontology annotation, cellular component: nucleus.
AGGUGUGGUCUUCUCACAUCACAGCGGCUGUCUAGGGGCACCUUAAUUUUGUUUGUCAUAUCCUCUGAGGUUGCAAAAACGCACUAUAAUUUUUGGAAACUCACAUGGUAAAAGUGACCGUCUGAGGUGGGACUAACGUUGGAUACGUUUUGUUAAUAUUCUCUAAUUGCAAAUAUAUCAGAUGGAAGAAAAACCGUUUGAGGGUCUUAAAAUUUCAUCCUCAGAUUUUCUUAACACACUAGAGAACCGAACUAUCUGUCCAAAAUGUAUGAAGUCCAGGAAAUUUUAUUGUUACAACUGUUUUGUCCCAGUAAAAGGGAUAGAGGAUUUGAUCCCAAGGGUGCAACUGCCUAUAAAAAUUGACAUCAUUAAACACCAAAAUGAAUGUGAUGGGAAGAGUACAUCAGCCCAUGCUGCUGUACUAGCACCAGAUGAUGUCAGAGUGUUUACAUAUCCAUGUAUCCCAGACUAUCCGGACCCUAGUAAGGUUGUCCUUGUUUUCCCAGGAAAAAAUUCCUUAACUCUUGAAGAAUUGGCCAGAAAUUCUAGAUCCAAACCUAAAGACAGAGACAAUAACAGUGACAAUGAUCAGAAUUCCUGUAGACUGUCAUCUGAAGUUGGGCAAAAUGAAUCCCUGUGCAAAAAUCUAAAGGGAAAUAACCCUGUGAAUGGUAGUUCAUCUGACAAGGGAAGUAACCCUACGUCAGAGGAUCCAUGUUCUAAAGAGACAGCAUCUUGCCAAGUUCUUGAGGAGUCUUCACCAUAUAAGAGGAAGGCGGGAGACACUGAAGGAGAAAAAACGAAGAAACAGAAGAUUUCAAGUGAAGAGCCUCCAUUUGAGAGAGCCAUCUUCGUUGAUAGUACUUGGAAGCAGACUAAAGGAAUAAUUGCUGAUGAUAGACUUAAAGACAUGACCUGCAUACAAUUGAAAUCAAGAGAAACCAAAUUUUGGAGGCACCAGAAGGAUAAUCCGGCCACCUACUUGUCCACCAUCGAGGCAGUGUAUUACCUAGUGCGGGAUUACCACGAACUCUUUCUGGAAGACACAAGUUAUAAUGGAGAAUACGACAAUCUAUUAUUUUUCUUCUCAUUUAUGUACCAGAAAAUAAGAACAUUUUAUGAUGGAGGAAAAGACUUAAAAGCUUAUAAACAGAGAGCUAAAACGAAACAAGUUUGUGGAGAAAAAACUAGUGAAUGAAUUUUGCUUCUUUAUUUUGU